Myripristis murdjan (pinecone soldierfish) is the source of this 2772-nucleotide messenger RNA. Its product is annotated as solute carrier family 2, facilitated glucose transporter member 11-like. The record is from RefSeq and is a predicted model, not a curated record. The coding region runs from base 1 to 1464 and encodes 487 amino acids. Gene Ontology annotation, molecular function: D-glucose transmembrane transporter activity. Gene Ontology annotation, cellular component: plasma membrane. NCBI's taxonomy places the organism in Eukaryota, Metazoa, Chordata, Actinopteri, Holocentriformes, Holocentridae. Gene Ontology annotation, biological process: dehydroascorbic acid transport. The transcript has 11 exons.
AUGCAGUACUGGAGGCUUUACCUUUUGACACUGGUCCUGGGCAUUGGGGGAUCAUUUCAAUAUGGUAUCCAAGUGUCCAUCAUUGCAUCGCCAGCAGAGCAUGUUCAGAAAUUUGUGAACCAGACAUGGAUGGAGAGAUACGGUGUUCCAGCAUCAGACUCCAACAUCCAGCUCAUCUGGUCCUUCAUUGUGGCAGUCUUAAGCCUGGGAGCCUGGGCUGGGGCUAUUCAUGCUGGUACACUUCCUGUCACUUAUGGCCGGAAAAAGGCUCUGCUGAUCAACAAUGUUGUGGCAGUUGUUGCGGCCUUGCUCAUGCUCUUCAGUCGUAUGGCCAAGUCCUUUGAGAUGAUCCUGCUGGGCAGAUUGCUCUAUGGAUAUAAUAUGGGCCUUGGACUGAGUGUACAUUUGAUGUACCUGGGGGAAUGCUCUCCAAAGAAACUGAGGGGUUUCCUGACUCUUACCAGCUCUAUCUUCUGCGGCGUGGGGAAAAUUGCAGGCCAAAUAGUUGGCAUCAAGGAAAUGAUGGGCACAGAAGACAUGUGGCCGUAUCUCUUAGCUGUUAGUGGCAUUCCCGCCAUACUGCAGUUUGUGACACUGCUCUACUUCCCUGAGACGCCUCGAUACCUUUACAUUGACAAAGGUGAUACUGAGGGCAGCAAAAAAGUGUUGCAGUGGCUGUGGCAGGACGACGACUUGAAGCUUGAGCUUGACGACAUGCAUAAAGACAGAGAGAACUCACAGGGCGAGAAGGCAAAGACAAUCAUGGAUGUUCUCCGCUCACGCUGUGUGAGAUGGCAGAUGGCAGCGAUGUUGAUCCCCUGCUCGGGUGUCCAAUUCUGCGGCAUCAAUGCUCUGUACUUCUAUGCCUUUGACAUCUUCCGUGAAUCAGGAGUUGCAAAAGACCAGAUUCAUUACCUCUCCAUUGGUCUUGGAGCAACGGAGGUCAUCACUGUAACAUUAUGUUCUCUGUUGAUAGAUCGAGCCGGGAGGAAGAAGCUGAUGGGAUAUGGUUAUCUGUCAAUGGGCAUCACCAUGAUUGUACUCACUGUCAUGCUGUCCAUCAAGAACUUGAAUUCAUGGAUCCCAUAUAUAAACAUCAGCCUGAUCUUUAUUGUCAUCUGUAUAUAUGGACUUGGACCGUCUGGAGUGUCGAUGGCCCUCCCUGCUGACCUUUUUCUGCAGGCCUGGCGUCCCUCUGCGUACGUGAUCAGUGGGACUGUCAACUGGCUAGGCAUGUUUGUUGUGGGGAUGUCCUUCGGCUAUAUAGUGAACGGACUCGGGCAGUUCUGCUUCCUUAUUUUUGUGGCUUACUGCAUUUUCAGUGCAGCGUUCUUGCUGUAUUUCAUCCCAGAGACCAAAGGAAAGACGAUGGUAGAGAUUACGGAAGAGUUCAACAAACUGAAUUUUAAGAACAAGGCCAACGAGACCACAAAGGCAGACUUGGCCCUUUGUACUAAACUCUAAGGAGUUUUUUGUUUUUUUAUUUGUUUGUUUGUUUUGCUUUGUUUUUAUAUUUUUCAUUACAUUUUUUUUCCACAAAUCUGGUUUCCAGUCUGAUUUUGUCAGUGCUAUUAAAUGUUGGGUAUUGAUAAAAAAUAACCAACCUGAAACUGUUUUUAGCGAACUACUUGUACAUUGUCAUUGGCAUUUGAUAAGAUGUCUACCUUUCUUCUCAAAAAUUUAUUUAUUUAUCGAAACAUUACGCUUGGCAUAGGCUUCUCAGCUCAGGGUAAUAAGAUGUAAACAGAUUACCUGAUUGUAUGAAAUUAUGAAGAUGCUGACAAUCUGAAAGCUGUUUUGUGUUGUCUGUAUUCUGUUGAGCCUUUCUUUUUAAUUACUGUUAGCAUUAUUUCAAGUAGUGAUUUAUAAGAAAAGUGUUUAUUGAAGUGAAAGACACAAUAAGGUUCUCAGUGGUUAUGAAGUAGAAAACCAGUAGCUAUCUAUGCAGGGUGGCCCUUUGUGACGCUCUAUAAUCAAUUAAUAUUCCAGUAGUUAUAUAACUCUUAUUUAUCAGUUCAUAAUCGGAUUGCUGUUUCUUUAUAGAUUUAGUAACUGAUUCUUGAUUGCCAACUGAUCAGCUGCUUUUUGAGCAUCACAAAUGGCCUCCUUCUCAAGCAACUGCCUGAAUAAGAGAGAAAACUUGCACUGUCUGCUUUGUUUUUAAUAACACAAUGCAAAGUAGUAAUAUCUGCACUGUCACAGGUUGACUGCCUGUUUAAAUCACUCUGUGAAAACGGGCCAAACAUGUAGCUGAGUUACAGAGCCCUUUGUAUCUGCUGGUAGUAAUCAGAUUUGGGGAGAAAACAAAACACCCUGUACAUUGAAACAAAGAGUCUGCAGCCCUGCAGGGUCAGAGGAGAGGUCGUUUGAGGUCCUCAUGCUAUUUUCUUCUUUUUUUUUUUGUUUGUUUGUUUUUUUUAACCAAACCUCACAAGAUCAAUUAGAGUUCAAGAUCCAUUUUAAUAACAGUAUUGAUUAUGAAAGUUAAAGGGCUUCUGGUUAUAGUCCAGAAGUUAUAGUUCUGGAAGGUCACUCAGUUUGGCUCUGUGAUACUCCAACAAUAUGUCUGAAAUCAAGAUGUUUGCUUGCUUUUCAAUGGGAAAAAAAUACAUGUAAAGGACAAGCAAACAAAAUUUUGUUCUCUCUCUUCUAGCAUGACAUGAAUGACUUGUUACAGGAUGAAUGUGCUUUUUAUCUAUUAUAAUAAUAAGUCUUUAUUUGUAUUGUAUUGUACUGGAGGCUGUAUUUUUAUUUGAUAAAUAAAUGGUGCCU